Molecule: messenger RNA, 1310 nt
Organism: Brassica oleracea var. oleracea
Lineage: Eukaryota; Viridiplantae; Streptophyta; Magnoliopsida; Brassicales; Brassicaceae
Exons: 5
Coding region: 156-1073 (305 amino acids)
Source: RefSeq, a predicted model, not a curated record
UUUCAACAAAACUGUUUCAGAACGUCUUCUAAAACAUGUGUUUGGUCUGAGAAAAGAAUUGUUUUCGAACGUUCGAAUUCUAUUAGCCGUUUGGCUUACAAAAAGAGAGAAAAUAAUAAUUCAGAGAGAAAAAUAUUGUUUUGAGGAUUGGCGCAAUGGGUGAAUCUGCAGUUCUAUUUCAUUCACAUUCGUUCGCAGCUCCUCUUUCUCGUCAUGAAUCUCAUCAGGAUAAUACUAUGCAUGCGCUUAGCCAAUCAGUCUCCUUCGGUAGAUUCAUGACAGAGAAUCUUGAGUGGGGGAAAUGGUCAAGCUUCUCGCACAAGAAGUAUGUCGAUGAAGCUGAGAAAUAUUCUCAGCCUGGAUCUGUUGCUCAGAAGAAAGCUUUCUUUGACGCUCAUUACAAGAAAAUAGCUGAAGCCAAGAAAGCAAAAGCAGCUUCAGAUGACUCAAAACAAGAAGAACAACAACCAGAAAGUGUUGCGGUGUUGCUAAACACAUUGGAGACAUUGACUAAAGAUGAGGUUAAAGAAGAAGAAGAGAGUGGUGAAACAGAGUUAGUCCUGGGUGGUGAAGAGGUGGUUUUGAGUAUGGAGAAAGAUGAAGAAGAAUCCGAAAGAACGAGUGUUGUUGUGGUUUUGGAACAAGAAGGCACUGUGGUUGAUAACUCUGUGAUUGCAGAUGAUUUACAGGCUGUUCUUGAGGUGCUCGAUGUGAAUCACACAGAGGAUGUAGAGUUGUUGAAGAAGAGCUCUUUUAUUGGAGAAAAAGAAGAAGAGGGAAAAUCUGUUGCCAAGAACUCACCGGUGUCUAUGGAUAAAUCAGAAGCUCCAAAGAAAGCAAUGGAGCCUGUUGUCUCACAGAAAAUAAGUGAAAAACCGGCAACUCACAGUUCCAUGAAGAAGAACAAAUUCAGUUUCUUGAAGCUUUUGAUGGGCAACACUAAAACUCAAGAUCAGAACCCAAAGAGAAAGACUGAUAAGAAACCGAACAAAAUGUUUCUCUGUCUUUGCUUCAACCCUGAGAUGGUGAGGGAAAUAGAAGGGCCAACCAAAACACAGAGGAAGAAUCUCUGAGAAUAAAAGAUAGAAUCUUUUCUGUUGGCUUCAAAGCUCUUAGAAAGAUCUGUCCUCAGAUUCAAGUAUGGUAGAAAAAUAGAAUCAUUGAGUGCACAGUGGUAAAACAAAAAAAACUGAGAUACCAGAAGAAAAAAAAGUUUGCUUCAUUUUCUUGUAUUGUAUAUCUAAUGAACGUUUUGUUGUAUGUUUGUUUUACAUACUCAUCAUAUUGAUAUAUUUGUUUGUGUUGUUGUU